This is a messenger RNA of Spirodela intermedia, 2601 nucleotides long. Lineage: Eukaryota; Viridiplantae; Streptophyta; Magnoliopsida; Alismatales; Araceae. The record is from the annotation of a GenBank genome assembly.
AUGUCCAGGAGGGAGAAUCAAGAUGUCCAGGACACCAACAUCCCAAGCAGCCCCGUCGCUAGCCCAGCGCCGCCGGCCGCCGCCGAUAAGCAUCCCCUCCAGGUGGCCAAGACCGUCGACGGCCAGGCCGUCCUCAAGAGGUCCUCAAUCCCCUCCCCUUCCUUUUCCCUCAUAAUCAUCAUCAUCGUCAUGAUCAUCUUCUUUCUUCUUCUUCUUCUUCUUCUUCUUCUUGGUUUCGCUCGAUCGUAGCUGACGGCUCGGAUUCGGUUUUAUUUAUAUUCCCACCCUGCGAUUAAAAAAUCCUUUGAAUAUGCUCUUGUUCGUUUUCCGAUGGAUUGCGGAAUUGGCUGUUCUGGGCGUGGGUUCCAUCUUGCCCUGAAAGGGAUCUGGUGUGUUUUCUGAUUUCUGAUCUGUUCUGCUCAACCAGGAGCACCGUCAUUAGGGCUCCAGCCUUGUAAUAUCACCCGUUCUGCGUCUAUGCCGAAUUCUAUGCCCAUGUAUGUCCUCUCUGGGAGGUUUUCUUUCCCCCCAUUUCGUCCAGAACUACGAGAUUGAAUCGAUUCCCAGGAGAUAUACAUCUUCUCCCCGGUUGACUCUUCGACCAGUUCUUACUUGCUGGGUUUUGCCUCAACUGAUUAAGCCUGGUUCAUCGGGGUUGCUGAUCUUCUUCUUCCUCUUAUUAUGCAUCUGUGGAAGAACAGGCUCCAAUCAGAGCUCAUGGCACUGAUGGUAAGUCGACUCAUCGCGAAUUAUUCCUGCUGAUAGAUUCAUUUCUCGCUCAAGCUGGAGCUAAUAAUCGUUGCUUCGUUCCCGAGGUCUAGAUGUGUGGCGAUGCCGGCAUAUCUGCUUUUCCAGAAGCGGAGAGCAUCGCCUGCUGGAAGGGGACGAUCAGUGGAUCCAGAGACACGGUGUAUGAAGGCACCACCUACAAGCUCUCCCUCAUCUUCCCCAAAGACUACCCCUUCAAGCCCCCCAAAGUGAAGUUCGACACCCCCUGCUUUCACCCCAAUAUCGAUGUCUACGGUAACAUCUGCUUGGACAUCCUCCAGGUACCUCCCUCCCUCUCUCUCUCUCCUUCUCUCCCUCUCUCUCUCUAGAAUGUCUAUGCGUAUGAUGAAGUUGCUUAGAAGCUUGAAUCAUGAUGGGGUGGAAUGCCCUUCCGAUUGGUAUGAAGGCUGGUUGGAUGAUAGUUCUCUGGGUUGACUUUCUGAUCACAUCAUCUGGGCAACUUUCUGAGAUGCAUAGAAUGUUUUAAAUCAUGAAGGUUGGAUGAUAAUUCUCUGGGUUGACUUUCCAACCUUUGAAGAAUCAAGGCCUGAUCUUACCAUCGGGGCAAAUUCUGGAGAGAUAUAUAGAAGUCUUAUCUCCCUUUGGGUGUCUUCUCCUGUGAAAUUUCUUAGAAGCUUGAAUAAUGAUGGGAGUAGAAUACUCUUCCGAUUUAUAUGAAGGUUGGAUCAUAGUGCUCUGGGUUGACUUUCUCACCCUUCAAGAAUCAGGACCUGAUCAUAUCAUCUGGACAACUUCCUGAUGUGCAUAGAACGUCUUAAAUCAUGAAGGUCGGAUGAUAGUUCUCCGGGUUGACUUUCUUACCCUGGUAAGAAUCAAUACCUGAUCAUAUCAUCUGGGCAACUUCCUAAGAGAUGCAUAGAACGUCCAUCUCCCUUUGGGAGUCUUUCCCUGUGAAAUUGGUUAGAAGCUUAAAGCAUGAUGGGGGGUGGAAUGCCAUUUCGAUUGGUAUGAAGGUUGAAUGAUAAUUCUCUGGGUUGACUUUCUGACCCUCCUGAUCAUAUCAUCUGGGCAACUUCCUGAGAGAUCUACAUAGAGCGUCUUAUCUUCCUUUGUGGCGUCUUUCCCUGGUUUGCUGAUUCUGUGGACUCUCGGGGGGGUCUUUUCAGGACAAAUGGUCGUCGGCGUAUGAUGUGAGAACCAUACUGCUCUCCAUUCAGAGCCUCCUCGGAGGUAGUAUCUGAGGCAACUUUCCUCCUCCUCCUCCUCCUCCUCCUCCUCCUCAAAUCUUGUCUGAGUUCCACUUUAAUGGUUUCUGCAGAACCCAACAAUGAGUCUCCUCUCAACCCUCAAGCGGCCGCGCUUUGGUCUAACCAAGAAGGUAUCUACCCCUACUCUCUCUAUCUCUCUUCCCUUCUCUCUCUCUCCUCUCCCCCAUCUAUUUAUUCAUUCUUAGUGAAAAUGACUUUUUAGCCCCCGUAUGGUGGUGGGUUCGCUUCCAUUGAUGGAAAUCAUCUACACGAUAUGAUCUCUCUCUCUCUCUCUUUCUCUCUCUCUCUCUCUCUCUCUCUCUCUCUCCUCUCCCCCUAUCUAUCUAGCUAUCUAUCUAAUUAUUCCUUCUUUUAGUGAAAAUGACUUCUUAGCCUCCGUAUGGUGAUGGGUUAGCUUCCAUUGAUGGGAAUCAUCUGUCUCUCUCUCUGUCUGUCUGUCUGUCUCUCUCUCUCUAUCGCUUUAUCUAUGUAUAUAUUAUAUAUUUAAGGGUUUUUUUUGGGGGGUUGAGAAGAAUUGAUUAUAUGACUUGAUAGCAUCCUCAUCGUCCCUCGCUUGGCAGAGUUCAGGAAGAUGGUAAUGAAGCUUUUCAGGCCGUCCCCGUGA